Dunckerocampus dactyliophorus (ringed pipefish) is the source of this 485-nucleotide messenger RNA. Its product is annotated as cytochrome c oxidase subunit 7A2, mitochondrial. Gene Ontology annotation, biological process: mitochondrial respirasome assembly; mitochondrial electron transport, cytochrome c to oxygen; regulation of oxidative phosphorylation. The transcript is spliced from 4 exons. Bases 138 to 389 code for a protein of 83 amino acids. NCBI's taxonomy places the organism in Eukaryota, Metazoa, Chordata, Actinopteri, Syngnathiformes, Syngnathidae. The record is from RefSeq and is a predicted model, not a curated record.
AGGUGGUUCCAGUUGAGGCCAAAGGGGGCAGCAGAGCGUGCUGUGAGCAAAUAAGGUCUUGAAGAUUGGGGAAGAAGAACAGCAGGAAGUAGUUUGAUGUCCUUGUGCCAGAAAGACAACUACGGACGGCGCUAACGAUGAAUAGAAGCAUAUUUGCCCUGCAGCAGGUGGCGCGGCGGACCAUCUGCAACUCUUCUCGGCGUCAGGUGGACAACCGUGUCCCCAAGAACCAGAAACUGUUUCAGGAGGACAACGGGCUCCCCGUCCAUCUAAAAGGCGGGACGGCCGAUGCUUUGCUGUACAGAACCACCAUGGCGCUGACUGUCCUGGGUGUGGGCUACGUGUUGUACGAGCUGGUGCAGGCGUCAUACCCUCAGAAGAAAGACUGACUCUGUGUUGACGUCCUCCGUGUGUUGUAAAAAAGAUGAUGUUCAUGGGAUCAAUAUUUAUUUCUUCCUGAGGAUCAAUUAAACGUUUAAACAUGU